CCAAAUAGUUUAAUUAAGAUGGAUCACAACACUUUAAACUUGUAUGAUGAAGACUAUUUGAGUGGGGAUGAUAUGGAUCAUGUGGUGGAAGAAAACAUUCAUGUAGGAGGCGAUUCUCUAAGGAGUACUGCUGAGACUACAAAAGGACAAGGUACACGUACUCUCAGCUCUGCUACGACGAGUAAAGCUCCCGAGAAACUCGUCUUUCACAACGAUUCGUCCAAGGAAAUCCAGGUUCAAAACGACAGUAGAGCGACGGCAACUCUAGAAACCGAAACCGACGAGCAAUUCGUGAGAGGGUUCUUAAACGAGCAGACGAAGAUUUGA
This is a messenger RNA of Thlaspi arvense, 327 nucleotides long. The record is from the annotation of a GenBank genome assembly. Lineage: Eukaryota; Viridiplantae; Streptophyta; Magnoliopsida; Brassicales; Brassicaceae.